ACGUGAAAUAAUAAACUAAUUGAAUCAAUUAUUAGUAAUCACCCCCGUCGUUGCAUUAAACCAUGUAAACUGGUGUAGUGUGGUAGUUCACGAGUGUGUCGACUCUUCUUUUCCAGAGAAGUCUUGCAAUGCUAAUAUACAAAAUAAAAAGUGCAAACAUUGCCGCGACGGUUGGUUUGGGGUCGUGGUCAAGAUAUGUUUUGGAGAUGGCGACGUUGUGACCAAACCAAUAAUCUCGCAGCGAAUUAGCGAUUCUAAUUUUAGAGUGUACAGCAACAAUAAGAACAAUUACCAAAACACAUACUAUAAGGGAGGCAAUCAACAACAACUAAACGUUCAGCUGCAGCAGCUGUCUGCAUGUGUGAGUGUCUAGCGCGUCCGUGUGUGUGUAGAAAGUGUGCACGUCAGGCGUUGGCUAGCCAUGUCCAGAAUUACAUUGACCACGUUAACACACGCAGGCGGUAUCAACAACAGCAUCAGCGAUAACAGCAACAACGAUACCCGCACAGGCACUCUGACCCAUCUUAUGGAAGAGCACCAGUCGAGGGCAGGAGCAGGAGCCGGAGCCACAACGCCUGCGGGCGGACUGAUAUCGGAUAAUGCGGAACGACUGCGACGCCAGGGCAGUCGAUUGCAAACCUCCCGCUUUGCCUGCCUACGAUGUUGCGGCAACUUUCUCACCUAUCUGGUGCGCUUGCGCAGCACGCCCGAAGAGCUCGAACAGCGCUACAAAUCCAAAGAGAUUGAUAAGUUUUUGGAGAAGGAGAAACAUACGUUUCGGCGCCAGGUGAAGCUGCUGCUAUUGGGUGCUGGGGAAUCGGGCAAGUCCACGUUCCUCAAGCAAAUGCGAAUCAUACACGGCGUCAAUUUUGAUUCCGAACUGCUGCGCGAAUACCAAUAUGUGAUAUACCAAAACGUUAUAAGAGGAAUGCAAGUACUGCUGGACGCUCGGGAAAAACUAGACAUCUCGUGGGGUAACGAUGGCCGCGAACAGGAUGCCAAUUAUGCCAAAUUAAUGGAAUGCAAUGCAAUAGAGGCACACAGAUUCAUGGAAUGUGCACCGCUUAUACGCCGCCUGUGGCAGGAUCGCGGCAUUAGGAGAGCCUACGAAAGACGGCGUGAAUUUCAAAUUAGCGAUUCCGUGUGCUAUUUCCUAGACGAAAUUGAGCGGCUGGCCAAACCGGAUUAUGUGCCCACGAACAAAGAUAUUUUGCACUGUCGCAAGGCAACCAAGGGUGUCUACGAGUUUUGUGUUAAAGUACAGAACAUUCCAUUUGUGUUUGUCGAUGUGGGUGGGCAACGGACGCAGCGCCAGAAGUGGACUAAAUGCUUCGAUACAUCCGUCACAUCAAUUAUAUUCCUUGUGUCUAGCUCAGAGUUCGACCAGGUGCUUGCAGAAGACAGAAAAACCAAUCGCCUUGAGGAAUCAAAGAACAUAUUCGAUACCAUUGUCAACAACAACACAUUCAAAGGCAUUUCAAUUAUAUUAUUUCUGAACAAAACGGAUUUGCUCGAACAGAAAGUACGCAAUCCAGAGACUGAUAUACGCUGGUACUAUCCACAAUUUAAUGGCAAUCCGCACUCACUUCUGGACGUCCAAAACUUCAUACUGCAAAUGUUCAUGAGCGUUCGACGCAGCAGCAGCACCAGUCGGAUCUACCAUCACUUCACAACUGCCAUAGAUACGCGCAACAUCAAUGUUGUGUUCAAUUCGGUGAAAGAUACGAUAUUGCAGCGUAAUUUAAAUGCCCUGAUGCUGCAGUAGCGCAGUCCAGAACCAGAACUAGAACCAGGGUUUCACGCGCCAGACUGACAAUCUUUUUAUAGUUAUAUGUACAGAAUAUAUAUGAAUACGAUAUGUCGUGUGUAUGUAUUGCACAUAUCCACAUAUAACGAACGCAAGUGCCAGCUGUCAGGAAAUGUAUAACUUUGUAAAGGGCCGCCCCACCCAAAAUUGUUGUUAACUUUUUAAAAUGGUUUAAUUAUUCAUUAAUUUUUGAUUAAAGGAAAUCUAUUAUUAUUUUUUUUUAGCACUUACAUGUAUUAUAAUGUACUCUAUUUAUGCACAACUGUAUAUAAAUUAUUUUGUAUGUGUUUGUAAUCGCUUCCUGCUCCUGCUAUCCAAACAGACUUCAACGCCAUAUGCACAUACAAUAUAAACUAACCAAAAACUGAUAAUACAUGCCUUCAUAUUUUGUGUAUCCAUGUAUUUAGGUUAAUUCCUCUAUGCCUUUUGCUACAAUAACUUUUUACAAGCGUACAUAUAACAUUUAUAGAAAAUAUAUACAUGUUUUUAUACCUACUACAUAUGUAUGUAUGUAUGUGUGUACGUACAUACAUAUGUACAUACAUAUAUACUCAAUUAGUCGAAAAUCUAAUAUGUUACACUAUAUAGAAAGUGAGAGAGAACGAGCCUAAUUUUAAGAAGCGCGCUUUCUCAUAGAGUAAAGUCAGCAACCAACAAAUGUACCAAUUAAAUAAAAACGAUCAAUAUUUAAUAAA
Molecule: messenger RNA, 2502 nt
Organism: Drosophila guanche
Lineage: Eukaryota; Metazoa; Arthropoda; Insecta; Diptera; Drosophilidae
Gene: cta
Product: guanine nucleotide-binding protein subunit alpha homolog
Exons: 6
Coding region: 422-1765 (447 amino acids)
Biological process (GO): Rho protein signal transduction; adenylate cyclase-modulating G protein-coupled receptor signaling pathway
Cellular component (GO): heterotrimeric G-protein complex; brush border membrane
Molecular function (GO): G-protein beta/gamma-subunit complex binding; GTPase activity; D5 dopamine receptor binding
Source: RefSeq, a predicted model, not a curated record